AUGCCUUGCUUGAACAUUUCGACCAACGUUAAUCUCGAUGGCGUCAACACAUCUGCCAUCCUCUCUGAAGCUUCCUCUCAAGUCGCCAAAAUCAUCGGCAAACCUGAGUCCUACGUGAUGAUUGUGUUGAAGGGCUCAGUGCCAAUUUCAUUUGGAGGAACUGAGCAGCCAGCAGCUUAUGGUGAGUUGGUAUCUGUUGGUGGCCUUAGCAGUGAUGUGAACAAGAAACUGAGUGCUGCAAUUGCUACUAUUCUUGAGUCGAAGCUGUCGAUGGAUCAUUGCCAUGCGCACGUUUCUUCUCAUUGCAUUCUUCCUGUUUGUUUAGGCCCAUCAAAGCCAAGAAUAUGCACAGUGUUUGCAUGCUUUACACCAGAACUAGAUCAUGUAAAUAAAUCCUUACUGUUUUUAAACUCCAUGUUUUUUCUGCCACUUCUGAUGGUUUUGAUGCUUGCUUUGUUUUGCAGGGCUCCCACUUUGGAUGGAAUGGUUCCACCUUUUAAUCCCAGCUUCGUGCCUGAGUUGCUCUCAGACUUAACACCAUGCUUUCAGACAGAUGUGUCUUUGGUGUUUUGCUGUUGUAGAAACUUGAUCUAA
Dovyalis caffra is the source of this 594-nucleotide messenger RNA. Lineage: Eukaryota; Viridiplantae; Streptophyta; Magnoliopsida; Malpighiales; Salicaceae. The record is from the annotation of a GenBank genome assembly.